UUUUUUUUAAUAUACAAAUAUAUGCUCUUCCCCUUUACAACUGUAUGAAUCAAAUCACAAUAAAAUUUUCUAAUCUUGGGUCUUCUAGAUUUUCUUCACAUCCAUCAGAUUUUUCUAGCUUUCUGGGUUUUUUUUUUUUUUUCUUUUAAUUUUUUGGUGAGAAACUUAAGUUUGAUGAUCUCUUUUGCUCACAGGCGUCUGAUCUCCUUUGUUUACACAACUGAACAACAUUUUAUUUUGUUCUCUAACAUCAUUAAAAAAUGGAUUUCUGGGUUAUACUUGGUUGGAUUUUUGUUAUGUCUGUCAUGGUGCUGAAAUGGUGAGAGGAAAGACUCAAAUGAGGAGGAUAGAGAAUGCCACAAGCAGGCAAGUCACCUUCUCCAAGAGACGAAGUGGGUUGCUCAAAAAGGCCUUUGAGCUAUCAGUUCUUUGUGAUGCUGAAGUUGCUCUCAUAAUUUUCUCUCCCAGAGGCAAGCUCUGUGAAUUUGCCAGUUCUAGCAUGCAGGAGACAAUAGAGCGUUACAAGAGGCAUACGAAAACCAAGCCAACUGAACAAAACAUGCAGCAUCUGAAGACUGAAGCAGCAAACAUGGUGAAGAAGAUAGAGAUUCUUCAAGAUUUAAGACGGAAACUGCUCGGAGAGGGUUUGGGUUCAUGCACACUAGAAGAACUACAACAGAUAGAACAACAGUUGGAAAGGAGCGUAAGCAACGUCAGAGCACGAAAGACACAAGUUUUCAAGGAACAGAUCGAUCGAUUGCAAGAAAAGGAGAAAAUCCUAGCUGCUGAAAAUGCAAAGCUUUAUGAGAAGUGUGUUAUGCAGCCAUGGAAAGGAUCAAAGGAGCAGAAAGAGAAUAUACCCUAUAAUGAAAGCAGUCCGAACUCGGACGUGGAGACUGACUUGUUCAUUGGACCACCAGAAGGGAGAACAAAAAGCAACCUGCAACGAGCUAAUCCGAUGCCUUGCAUAUAUGAAUUAUAGUGCACAAUUUAAUGCAUUGAGCGUCCGGUUUGUUGCAUUAGUUUCAAAUAGAAUUCAUAUCAGCAUGUAAAAAUGCUUGUUGAAAAAUCUAACAUUAGCAAUAACCAAAGAUUCGUCAUAUAAAGUAUCUUUUUUUUUUUUAGCAUGGCACAUGUCAUUGAAAUGCUCCAUUAUUCUAUUAACCUUUUUGUGUGACAUUUGUUACAAUUUUAAAUCGUUCGUUUAUAUGUUCUUAUUAUAUUAUUAUAUCGUAUAUAAAAUUAUAUCGGAUCUAUUGGUAUUGACCUCUGAUACGGAACCUUUUGUGGAACAGGGUUGCUGCUCAAAUCUUGAAUUUGUAAAUCCUUGUAAAGUUAAUGUAGCUUGAGAUUUUUGGGUAGCAUUUUGAAUCUUAAAUGGUCAUAUUGAAAUGUCAAAUUUUGUUGCAAGACGAUCUUUUCAUCGAUGAAUUUGUCAAAGAUGGUUGCU
Durio zibethinus is the source of this 1450-nucleotide messenger RNA. The record is from RefSeq and is a predicted model, not a curated record. NCBI's taxonomy places the organism in Eukaryota, Viridiplantae, Streptophyta, Magnoliopsida, Malvales, Malvaceae.